Molecule: messenger RNA, 1750 nt
Organism: Parus major (Great Tit)
Lineage: Eukaryota; Metazoa; Chordata; Aves; Passeriformes; Paridae
Product: ubiquitin-conjugating enzyme E2 H-like
Exons: 2
Coding region: 147-440 (97 amino acids)
Source: RefSeq, a predicted model, not a curated record
AGGAAUUUAUCAGGAGCUUUUCCAUCAACCCUCAUUUUAAUUUCUAAUUGAACCCCUUUAAUUUCACCUCAUCCCCACAUUCCCAGCACGUUUCCCUUUGGAAUUUGUACCUCUGGAUAUUCCAGGAUGGAUUUUAUUUUUUAGGGAUGAGGGGACACAAAGAUCAAUUUUGUUUUUAUCUUGCAGAUCUCACCAAUAUAUUUGAGUCUUUCCUGCCCCAGCUGCUGGCUUAUCCCAAUCCUAUAGAUCCUCUAAAUGGUGACGCUGCAGCCAUGUACCUCCACCGACCAGAAGAGUACAAACAGAAAAUUAAAGAAUACAUCCAGAAAUAUGCAACAGAAGAAGCACUAAAAGAACAGGAAGAAGGCACCGGGGACAGCUCCUCCGAGAGCUCCAUGUCCGAUUUCUCGGAAGAUGAGGCUCAGGAUAUGGAAUUGUAGUAGAGGAGCCCUCCUGCUUUUCAGAGACACUCUAAUUUCCUAACCAUGAGAAGCAGACUAUAAUAUUCAUAUUUAAACAAAGCAAUUUUUUUUAUUACUAAAACAAGGUUUUUAUGAAUUAUAGCAUUGAUAUAUAUAUAGAUAUAUAUAUAUAUAUCACCCUUUAGAUUUUGAUUUUUUUUUGGUUUUUUUCUCGGUCAUUUUCCCCAUUCCCGAGGUGCGUUAGAGUAUUCCCAACAUUCCAUUCUGGUAGCAAUAUGCAACCUGGAUGCAUGCAUUGAGAUAUUUUUAUUUUAUUUUAUUUUUUUUUUUUUUUCCAUUUUUGGCUACCAAACAGCUGCCCUGGGAGGGAGGGAAUUAACAAAAUAAAAACAACAUUUAAAAAAAAAAACAACAAAAAAACAACAGAAAAAUUCAAAUUAAAAUUAAAUAAAAGAAAGGGAUUUGCUGUCGGAUCGAGGUUUCCACCUGGGAAACUUAAAAACCUUGGGGGCUUUUAGCUGUGAAAGGGGCUCCUCCAAAUUAUAUUUGAAAACAUAAAAAAAAAAUAAGAUUUACCAACAACAACAACAACAAAAAAAAACCCAAAUCCAAAAUCAUGGAGCUCCGGAAAACACCGAAACCAGAAAAAAAAACUCGGAAUUUCUUGCUGUGGACUCCUCCCUGCCCUCCUGAACUUUAGGGAUUGCCAAGCACUGAUGGAUUUCUCUUUUGGAAAAGUUUUGGAUGUUGUUCCCUUUGCUUGGUCUGGAUUAGGAAUCGUUUCCUUUGCUGGGAGGGAAGAACCACCCGGAACCUUCACGGAUCAAAAAUUCUCUUGGAACUGGGAUUAACCCGGAGCACGUGGAAGCAAAACUCUUCCUUCUGUCCCCACUUUGGAACCUGCUGCCCUUAAAUGGCUUGGAGUUGGCUUUAUUAUUAUUAUUAUUAUUAUUACUAUUAUUAUUAUUAUAUUUUUAUUUUUUUUUUCUGUCUUUUUCCCCUCCCUAUUUUGCUGGAAAUCUGAUUUAGACACCUGAAAAACACUCGUUGUGUCCUGGGAAUUCCUCUGACCAGAUGGAUUUGCCUUGCCAGAGCUUCAGAUCCACGGAAUUUGGCCAAAAUCCACGAAUCCAUCGGCGCUGGUUUUGAUUUUCCUUUUUUUUCCCCUUUUUUUUGGGUUUUUUUUGGUGUUUUUUUGGUGUUUUUUGGGUUUUUUUGGGAUUUUUAAGUCUUUUCUUUCCUCCCUUUCUGCACCAGCUCGGUUCCCAUCUGCUUGUGUGUGUACAACAGGAUAAAAAUUCCUUAAAAGUUAACAAAUAUGGAAAAAA